Molecule: messenger RNA, 1071 nt
Organism: Rosa rugosa (rugosa rose)
Lineage: Eukaryota; Viridiplantae; Streptophyta; Magnoliopsida; Rosales; Rosaceae
Exons: 8
Coding region: 67-837 (256 amino acids)
Biological process (GO): translation
Cellular component (GO): mitochondrion
Molecular function (GO): ribosomal large subunit binding
Source: RefSeq, a predicted model, not a curated record
CCCAAAUCUCAGGCCUCCACUGCGCGGGGUUUAUCAAAAUCUAAAACCCUAGAGAGCUCACCGGCCAUGGCGAUCUUUCUCCGACGCGGAUUCUCAAUCCGAAACGCGCUUCUCCGACGAAGCUCAGCUCUGUACAGCUGCGAUCUCCCGCUCUGCAACUCCGAGACGCCGCAGAGGAUUCUCUCUCUUCCGGCUCUUGAAUUUGUGAAAGAAAGCCGCAGAGGCUUCGCCAAAGGCCGUAAAUCAAAUGAAUCGUCUGGAACUACAAUGGAGGUUUUACCAGAUAUGGGACCCACCAUCAAGGCCAAUGCGACCUCACAUAUGGAGGCUGCAAUUGCAGCAUUGUCAGUAGAACUGAGCAAACUACGCACCGGAAGAGCAUCACCAGGAAUGCUGGACCACAUUAUUGUGGAAACCAGCGGGUUGAAGCUGCCCUUGCAUCAGAUAGCGGUUGUUUCAGUCAUGGAUUCAAAAACGUUAUCGAUCAAUCCGUUUGAUCCAAAUGCCUUGAAAAAUAUAGAGACUGCCAUUGUUGAAUCUCCCUUGGGUUUAAAUCCUAAAACCGAUGGGGAGCGAUUGAUUGCUGCUAUUCCUCCAUUGACCAAGGAGCAUGUUCAGGCUAUCUGUAAAGUGGUUAACAAGUCUUGUGAAGAUGGCAGACUAAGCAUAAGAAGAGGUCGCCAAAAGGCAAUGGAUACAAUUAAAAAGCUAUAUUCAAGCUACCCUAAGGACAACCUAAAAAGACUGGAGAAAGAGGUUGAGGAGCUGACUAAAAAGCAUAUCAAGAAAGCAGAGGACUUGUGCAAGGCAAAGGAGAAGGAGAUUGCUGGUGGUUAAGGUGGGCGGUUUUCCUAUGUAUCUUGAUUGCCGGAAGACCCCGCUCCUUUUUGAAGGAGCUACACCUGAAAUCGUUUUUGCAGAAGAGUCCCGUAGUUAGUUUUAUCAUUAUAUGUUAUAACCUAGUUAUUUCUCCAAAGUUAUAUGCAUUGUCGAAGUUUCAUCGUAUAAUAAAGCAAGCUCUUGUGAAAGAAGAUAUUUAACCACAGACAAUACAGAUCCGGUUUAUUUUCA